AUGUCAUUCGAACAUCACGCCUGUAUUAUUCACCAUAAAAAGUUAACUCUGUAUUUUACGUCAAAGGACAACAAUAUACCUGAUGCCAGUACUUGCAAAAAUUUUAAAGAUUUCCAUGCAACUCGCCUUUAUAAUAGAUGGGCGAAGACAAAGAUACAUAACAAUUUCUCGAAUCGAUUAGGCAUUUCUUUCACCACAUCAUACCACGUAUAUAACAGUAAUAUCAUAGCCAAGAAAGGCCUUGAUUUUAUGUACGGCGAAACUUACCAGAAUUUUAAACACACCUCUAGUUCUUCUCCAAAAGUCAGAAAAAGACAAGAGGCACGUUUAAAUGCAUCUAUAAGGCAUACUUUUCAUAACACCAAUUUACGUGUCGAUGCUCCGAUGGAUGAUAAACUUCGAGCUGCAUGA
This is a messenger RNA of Rhizophagus irregularis DAOM 181602=DAOM 197198, 411 nucleotides long. RefSeq lists its product as uncharacterized. NCBI's taxonomy places the organism in Eukaryota, Fungi, Glomeromycota, Glomeromycetes, Glomerales, Glomeraceae. The record is from RefSeq and is a predicted model, not a curated record.